Messenger RNA from Knipowitschia caucasica, 4164 nucleotides. Lineage: Eukaryota; Metazoa; Chordata; Actinopteri; Gobiiformes; Gobiidae. The record is from the annotation of a GenBank genome assembly.
AUGGAUCUUUCAACGAAAGACACGAGAAGUAAAGAUGAGAAGAAAGUACUUCGUAAACAAAUCAAAGCUACUCACACUUUACUAAAACAUGAAGGAAUCCACACCACGUCAAAACCCUCGAAGCAUCUGGUUGUUUCAAAUGGUGGCCUUGGGAAUGGAGUGAGCCGUGAGUAUCUGUCCAUGACACUGGAAGAAAUGGGAGAGGUGCAAAUGCUUGUCAUGCCCCCUCACAAACCAUAUGCCUUUGUGACAUUUAGUUCUGAGGAAGUGGCUCUCAAAGCUCACAGAGACCUUAAUGGACAUAGGCUGCACUGUGGUGAAAGCAGUGUCACUCUAUAUCUUAGCUUUGUGGAAGCAGUUAAGUGCCCAGGAGAAGAAAUAGUUGAUCUGCCAGAAGGUUUGACUGUAGUAGAAGACUUUGUGUCACCUGAAGAAGAAAAUCUACUUCUUGCAUCAGUUGACUGGUCUUCCAUUUGCGAUCAGGACACUGCUCAAAAAGCUCUCAAGCACAGGAAGGUCAAACAUUAUGGUUAUGAGUUUCGAUACGACAACAACAAUGUGGAUAAAGAAAAGCCUUUACCUGCACAUCUUCCUGAGGAGUGUGCGCCUGUAUUACAACGCUGUAUACAGCAUGGAUACAUGAGUAUAAUGCCAGACCAGCUGACCGUCAACCAGUAUGAAUCUGGGCAAGGUAUUCCUCCACAUGUGGACACUCAUUCUGCUUUUGAAGAUACCAUCAUGUCACUGAGCCUGGGAGCACAGACAGUGAUGGAGUUCCGUCAUCCCGAUGGCCGCCUUGUUGCCGUGGUGCUGCCGCCGCGAAGCCUGCUGGUGAUGAAAGGGGAGAGCCGAUAUCUGUGGACCCACGGAAUAACACCUCGUAAAUUUGACAUGGUUCCCACUGCUGACUCCGGAGGUCCCAUUCGCACAGUGUCCAACCUCACACAAAGCAAUCUGACUUUAAGCAAGAGGGACACCCGCACCUCAUUUACCCUUCGCAAAAUCCGCCAUGAGCCCUGUGGUUGUGCCUUCCCCUCGGCCUGUGACAGCCGAGGCUCUCAGUCAGCUCCUCUGCCCUCCUCGCUGGCCCCUCCCACCCUGCCCCGUUGCCACGCCGAUGCAGCCCAUCUGGAGGAGCAGUAUGUGCACCAGGUGUACGAUGCCAUCGCCUCCCACUUCAGCAGCACGCGGCACUCUCCGUGGCCCCGGGUGUGUGACUUCCUCCGCGCUCUGCCUCCUGGAAGCGUGCUGGCUGACGUGGGCUGUGGGAACGGGAAGUACUUAGGGGUCAACCCACAGGUGGCGGCGAUGGGUUGUGACCGCAGCAGUGGCCUCACCCACAUCUGCGCAGAGAGGGGUUUCCAGGUGUUUGUGUCUGAUGCCCUGAGCGUUCCUUUGAGGACGGCCAGCUGUGACGCAUGCAUCUCUAUCGCCGUCAUACAUCACUUUUCAACUCCGAAGCGACGUAUUGAGGCUGUAUUCAUGGCGGCGUACGGCGGCAGCUUCGAGAGCGUGAGCAGCAUCGAAGAAAGAAAAGAACUCAAGCGACAGGCUCGACAGGAGGCUGUAGACAAGGCCAAGCAAAAAUAUGAAAAAGAGGAAAAGAAAAAGGAACUCAAACGACUUCGAGGGGAGGACACUUGGAUGCUUCCCGAAGUUAACCAACGGCUGCAAGAAAUCGAAGCGGAAUCGUCUUUAAAGAAAAAGAAAAAAGAGAAGAAAUCCAAAAAGAAAAAAGAGAAGAAGGAGAAAAAUAAAAAAUCCAAGAAGGAAAAGUCGUCAGCUGGGGAUGGAUCCAGUGGCAGCUCAGAGGACUCUGGUGAUGAGUGGGUUGAAGCCCAGUCUUCGGCUAAAGCAUGGCAAGUUCCUGAUGAGGCUAAACCAGAGGACAGCUCUAAUGCAGGGCAGAAUAUACAGAGGGAUGAAUGGAUGACCUUUGAUUUUCUGGCCAUGCAAACUACAUCUACCACUGAGAAAAGAGCGGCAAAAGAAAAGCAAAAAGAAGAGGAGAGAGCCAAGGCGGAGGCAAUCGAGCAGGCUGGCCUUCACAAAUUGGAACUAAAUCCCUUCUGGAAGGACGGAGGCAGCGGUCUUCCCCCAGAGCAGGCCGCAGCCACAGCGGUCCACAAAGCUUCGGUGGCCAAUGAUGGUGGUCUGAGCUGGCUGAGAAAGAGCUAUCAAAGGAUGAAGGAGCAAGCCGAAAGGGAACAACGCGACCUUGAGGAGAUUGUGUCUGAACGAUAUGGGUCUAUGGAAGAGUUUCAACAAAGACUCGCCGAAGCUGAAGAAGCUGUUUACGGAGAAAGAAGAAGAGGAGGAGAGGGCUCACGACGAGGUGGAUGGAGACGAGGGGAGGAGGAGGACAGACGGAGAGGGUCAGAACGAGAGCGAUGGAGACGGCCUGAUCGUGACUCUUCCCCGGGACGUUCACACAGAGACAGAGAGCGGCGUGACGACAGAUACAGACGCAGCGACCACGACAAGGACGGUUACAGGGCAAGAGACCGAGACCGAGACAGACGACACAGGGAGCGGGAUGGAAAUGCAGACAGAGGUGGGCCGAAGGACAGAGACAGAGACAGAGACAGAGACAGAGGGAAGUCCGGUUCAGCCGCUUCUGGUGAAGACUGGAGUCCACCUCUGGCUUUGGGAUCGCUAAAGGCCAAAUUCCUCAAACCAUCAGAAGAGGAGAGCGCUCCUGCUCCAGACAGGCGGCGUCCACCAGCCAAGUUGUCUGCUUUUCUUAAACCCAGCUCUGAUGAUGAAGACUCUGGUCCUGCAUGGAAGAAGUCCAGCGGUUCUGGAACCCAUCAUCAGGAAAAGAGUCAAGAACGAGAAGAAAAAAUUCUAAAUGUGGAGAAGCAUGCUACAGUAUCAACCAGCAAACCUGAGAGUGAGUCUGAAGAAGAGGAGGAAGUUCCGUUGCUGUCCGAGGAGGAGAUGAACAAGCUGGGAGCAAAGCUGGUGAAGGCUGAGCUUAUGGGAAACACGGCUAUGAUCGAGAAGUUGAAGUCCCAAUUGGAUUCCGCACGAGAAGCCAAAGAGAGCCAUGCAGCUCGGAGGAAGUUACAGCAGGAGACGGCCAAAGCUAACAAGACCCAGUCAAGUGAAGCCCAGGAGGUGUUACUGUUUCGAACUGACCAAUCAGGACGAGCCUGGCCUGUUAACGCUCCUGCUGGGUCUGUGGAGCCGCAUGGGGGACGCCGCAAGAAGAAAGCUAUUGAGACUCACGUGGAAGGAGAGCGCGUGAGAUAUUUCCAGGAUGACGACAACAUGGGUCUGCAGGAGAUGGUUCGCAGAGAGAAGAUGAGCACUGCCCAAGACCAGAAUGCUCUGUACUCCCGAAUGGCCGCCAAGAUGAUGGGGAAGACAGACGGAGAUAACUACACGUUGGAUGACAUGUUUGUGUCGAGCGCUGCACAGCGAGAGGGUGAGGGCAGGGAGGAGGAGAGGAUGAGGAACCGCGCCAUUGGGGAGACCCGACAACUGGCCGCCUUCAUGGAGAAAUGCAGACACUGUUUCAGCAGCCCAGAGCUCCCAAAGCACCUCAUAGUGGCUCUCGGAACCAAGGCAUAUUUGAGUCUUCCCGCUGGUGUGUCCAUGAGCGAGGGCCACUGCCUCAUCUGUCCUCUUCAGCACCACUGCUGUGCCACAGGGAUAGAUGAAGACGUCUGGGCUGAGAUGCAGCUUUUCCGUCGCGCUUUGGUGCGAAUGUUCGAGUCCCAAGAUUUGGAUUGUGUCUUUUUGGAGACUCAUAUGAAUCCAAGGAAAAGACACCACAUGGUCCUGGAGUGCAUCCCACUUCCCAAAGAACUGGGCGAUAUGGCACCGAUAUAUUUCAAGAAAGCCAUUAUGGAAUGUGAUGAGGAAUGGGCCAUGAACAAAAAAGUGGUGGACCUUUCUUCCAAGGACAUUCGCCAAGCUGUGCCGCGAGGACUGCCCUAUUUUGCUGUAGACUUUGGAAUGCAGGGAGGCUUCGCUCACGUCAUCGAAAACGAGCAGAAAUUCCCCCACUACUUUGGGAAGGAAGUGGUUGGUGGUAUGAUGGACUUGGAGCCUCGUCGCUGGAGAAAAUUGAUAAAAGAGAAUUUUGAUGAUCAGCGGAAGAAAGUUCUUCAGUUUGCUCAGUGGUGGAAGCCGUAUGAUUGCACCAAGACUGACUGA